Molecule: messenger RNA, 777 nt
Organism: Letharia columbiana
Lineage: Eukaryota; Fungi; Ascomycota; Lecanoromycetes; Lecanorales; Parmeliaceae
Exons: 2
Coding region: 1-777 (258 amino acids)
Source: RefSeq, a predicted model, not a curated record
AUGACAUUGCUAGGGGGCGAUAACGCUUUGGAGGAUGAUUUACAGCGGCCUGGAAUGUCUACAAACGGGAAGAGGAUGGCGGUUCCGAUCUACCGGGAGUUCGUAAGAACAGGCGACAUCGAGGAGUACAAUGCCCCUGGUCCCUCGAGUGCGCUACGUCCAGCAAUAAAGACCACAGACGAUCACAAAGAGCGCAUUGUAUCCUCUCGAAACUUAGCAGCGACAUGCAAACAAAUUCGCGAUGAGAUGGCACACUAUCGCUCGUUCACUGCUUCGCAAUCAUAUCGCAAUUCCCAAAUUAUCAGUACUGUGUUUAAUUCUUUGGAUGUCAUGACAGCAUACAUCAAGACCCGCUCGCCACACUCCCUUCGACAACCUCACUACAUUCAAGUUAAAUAUUCCGGUAAAGCAACCGCAGAAUCGUGGAAGGUCGCUCAAACAAUCAAUAUUCAGACCUUGAAUAUCGUCCUCGGCCCAGAUUCGCGCUCGCUAAUCCAGACCAAUGAUAAAUCCACCUUCAUGGAUCUUCAGGGUGCUCAGAGCCUUUUUCGGCUUCGUGGCAUACCCAAAGCCACCAUGACCCUUCAGCUUUCCUCUAAUGGCUGCCGCAUCUUCAAGAAAUCAUUCACCGACCUCGAGGUCUUUAAGCGCCGCCUCAACGACCUUAGUCGACCCUUCAGUCAGUCCCAGAUUUCGAUGUGUCAAAGGGCGCAUUAUCCAAUUGGUUCUAGGAUGAUGACGCGUAGCCGGUGUAAGAGAUUGGGUAUCGAGAUCUAG